Dermacentor andersoni is the source of this 1465-nucleotide messenger RNA. RefSeq lists its product as uncharacterized. Gene Ontology annotation, molecular function: RNA polymerase II cis-regulatory region sequence-specific DNA binding; DNA-binding transcription factor activity, RNA polymerase II-specific. The record is from RefSeq and is a predicted model, not a curated record. Gene Ontology annotation, biological process: regulation of DNA-templated transcription. Lineage: Eukaryota; Metazoa; Arthropoda; Arachnida; Ixodida; Ixodidae.
CCUAGCAACAGACGACCCUGUCCCCGCGUCACGUGAAAGACGUCAUCGUGUUCCACGGCACUUUUGAGCGGCGUGUCUAGACGAUGAUGACGUCACCGACGGUCUUCGUCGUCAAGCAAGAGCCACGCAGCGACGGCGAAGGCGGCAUCGAAGUGGCUGCUCCCUUAUCCAACUGCGCCGGGGCAUGCGGUGGCAAGAACUACGCGAACGCCGACGACAGCGGCGGCAGCGGUGGAAACUGCGGCAAGUGCGGUACCUCUUCGGCCUGCAGGACUUCGUCGGACAAGGACCGCGUGAAGUGCUCCACCUGCAACAAGGUGCUGGCCAACCGCACCACCUUGCUCAAGCACUUGCGGAUCCACACGGGCGAGAAGCCGUACCCGUGCCCCAAAUGCAAGCGCUGCUUCCGCCAGAAGGAGCACCGCGACAAGCACGUGAACGUGCACACCCAGGGCAAAGCGUUCGAGUGUGUGGUGUGCAGCAUGACGUUCGGAAGACGCCACUUCCUCGAGAAGCACAUGCAAUGCAUCCACAAGCUGGACUUGAGGUCCGCCUUCGAGCAGCAUGCAGUCAUCUUCCUGGAGGGUUCCAUUCAAGUUCAGCCCGUUCUCGAGCUACAGGUGGAAACCGUCGAGGCACCACCGCGGGCCCCCAAGCCUCCUCCAGCACCGGCACACCGGUGUCCGGUGUGCCGCCGGACGUUCAGCCUGCGCUACAACCUGCGCCGGCACAUGCGCACCCAGCACGGCCAAACGAGCAACACGUGCCUCCACUGCGGCAAGGGCUUCAAGCGAGUGUCCGGCUUGCGCACGCACGAGAACACGCACUCGGACGCUCGCCCUUACCAGUGCUCGCUGUGCGGCCGCUGCUUCGGCCAGAAGCACCACCUCAUGAGGCACCACUUGGUGCACGCGCCCAAGAUAAACAUCGUCUGCUCCGUCUGCCAGAAGGGCUUCCGCUACGCGUCGACCUUCUUCGAACACAUGGCCAUCCACGAUGCCGAAGAGGAGAUGAAGAAGAAGAACAAGCAGGAGCUCCGCACGUCGCCGGAGGAAGUCCCAGAAGAAGGCGGAAGGCCCGAGGAGGAAGCCGUCGAGCACAUUAAGAAAACCACGAGUCCACUUGAGCAGGAACGCGCAGAAGACCAAGCCUUCGCCAUGUACAUGCUCCAGACGACGCAUCAGGAGCACCAGACGACGCACCAGGAGCUCCAGACGGCGCCUCAGGAGCAGCAGUGGCUUCAAGAGGAUUACGUUGCCAUCGAGAACCUGGAUUUGGAAUGCAUGUUUUGCGGAAGGCCAAUGUUCGAUCCUCAUGAACUUUACCAGCACCUUCUGGAACACUGUAGAGAAACGUGCGGUGUCGAUCGGGACGAAUGCUGGGAAAUUGGGGGCGCAGACGAGAUACUUGGUCUCUGACCCUGCGGACGUUUCGAAUAUAAAACGCCUUCGUUUGAGACCCGAGA